Molecule: messenger RNA, 1392 nt
Organism: Vicia faba (fava bean)
Lineage: Eukaryota; Viridiplantae; Streptophyta; Magnoliopsida; Fabales; Fabaceae
Source: the annotation of a GenBank genome assembly
AUGGGUCACCAUUCUUCUACUUCCCUCCUCUCUUCCCUUCUCCAAACAAACCCUACCCAUCACCUUCAUUGUUCUGCUCUUGUCUUUGAUGCUUUAAUCACUGCUUAUACCGAUUCUGGAUUCAUACCAGACGCAAUUCAGUGUCUACGUAUGCUGAAAAAGAACAACUUUGCAAUCCCACUUCGUGGUUGUGAGUAUCUUCUUCGUCGAGUUAUGAAGCUGAAACAACCGCAGCCUUGUUGGGAGUUUUAUUUGGAGGUUUUGGAUUAUGGGUAUCCGCCAAAAGUUUAUCUUUUCAACAUUUUGAUGCAUGGGUUUUCGAAAGUUGGUGAUGCUAUGAAUGCUCGGAAGGUGUUUGAUGAAAUUCCUAAGAGACGUUUGCGUCCUACUGUUGUUAGUUUUAAUACUUUGAUAAGCGGAUACUGUAAAACUGGGAAUGUGGAGGAGGGUUUUGUAUUGAAAGGUGUUAUGGAGAGUGAAAGAAUAUCGCCUGAUGUUUUCACUUACAGUGCUUUGAUUAAUGGGUUGUGUAAGGAAAGUAGGUUAGAUGAUGCGAACAAUUUGUUUGAUGAAAUGUGCGAGAGGGGGUUGGUUCCUAAUGGUGUAACUUUCACUACUUUGAUUGAUGGACAGUGUAAAGAUGGGAAAAUUGAUUUGGCAUUGAGAAAUUUUCAGAAGAUGAAGGAUCAAGAUGUGAGACCUGAUUUGAUUACUUAUAACGCGUUGAUCAAUGGACUUUGUCGGGUUGGAGAUUUCAAGGAUGCUAGGAAGCUUUUUAAUGAGAUGAUUGGGAAUGAUUUCAAGCCUGAUAAGAUCACUUUCACUACUCUAAUGGAUGGAUGUUGUAAAGAUGGAGAUAUGGAAUCGGCGUUGGAGAUUAAAGAUAGAAUGGUUGAGGAAGGGAUUAAGCUUGAUGAUGUUGCUUUUACUGCACUAAUAUCUGGACUCUGUAGAGACGGAAGAGUUCGCGAUGCUGAAAAGUUGUUGAGGGAUAUGUUGAGUGCUGGUUAUAAACCUGAUGAUCCAACGUAUACAAUGGUUAUUGAUUGCUAUUGUAAGAAAGGCGAUGUAAAGAUUGGAGCCAAGUUACUGAAAGAGAUGCAGAGAGAUGGACGUGUACCCGGAGUUGUUACUUAUAAUGCGCUAAUGAAUGGAUUUUGCAAACAAGGUCAGAUGAAAAAUGCUAGAAUGUUGCUUGAUGCAAUGCUUAAUUUGGGAGUGGUUCCAAAUGAUAUAACGUUUAAUAUUUUACUAGAUGGUCAUUGCAAGCAUGGAGGUUCUGUUGAUUUUAACAUAUUUAGCGGUGAGAAAGGACUUGUUUCAGAUUAUGCUUCAUAUAUAGCACUAGUCAAUGAAUCAAGUAAAAUUUCAAAAGAUAGACUAAGGAGCUGA